This is a messenger RNA of Ilyonectria robusta, 1680 nucleotides long. RefSeq lists its product as uncharacterized. The coding region runs from base 1 to 1680 and encodes 559 amino acids. The record is from RefSeq and is a predicted model, not a curated record. Lineage: Eukaryota; Fungi; Ascomycota; Sordariomycetes; Hypocreales; Nectriaceae. The transcript is spliced from 2 exons. Gene Ontology annotation, molecular function: CoA-ligase activity.
AUGAUAUUCCAGUCGCAGAAUCCACCCAUUGAUCUACCCCCUCAGGUAUCAUUGUGGUCCUGGCUCUUCGAUUCAGACAACAAUGUUUCCAAGCUUUCACGGGGCAAGAUUCAAGGAUUUACAGAUGUUGACACAAAACAACACGUGAGCUUUCAGGAUCUGAAGCGAUAUACCACAUACCUCUCAACUGCCUUGGUAACAUCGUACGGUUUGCGCCCAGGCGAUGUGGCCAUCGUCUAUGGCAGUAACUCAGUUUGGUACCCGGUUGCCAUGCUCUCCCUUGUCCGCGUCGGCGCCAUUGCCAGCGGCGUAUCCCCGGACUACACUGUUGAAGAACUUUCCUUCAGUCUGCGCUUGAGCAAAGCCAAGUUUGUCCUGACAAUGGCCGCAGUGGCUGAUAAGGCGAACGCAGCUGCGGCUACCUGCGGAAUCCCAGAGAGCAACGUGAUCAUUAUCGACGCUGAGAAGUCUGGCACGACAAAUGUCCCAGCGUUGCUGCGACUCGGAGAAUCCAAGGGAGAAUUGGCACAAGAAAAGCCAUACCAGAUUCCUCAGGGUCAAUCAAAUGCCGAUGUAUGUGCCUACCUCUGCUUUAGCAGUGGCACAACCGGUCUUCCAAAGGCUGUCAUGAUAUCUCACGCCAACGUCAUCGCCCAAUGUCUUCAAAUUCAGCAAAUCACGCCCCCGGACCACGACAAGAUUCUCGCCGCCUUACCAUUUUACCACAUUACUGGCAUCGUACAUCAGCUUCACCUUCCAAUCUUACUCAAUGCCCACGUAUAUGUACUGCGGAACUUCACCCUCGAUAAGUUACUCAAAACAGUGGCAGAUCACAAGCUUAAGGAAGUCUUGAUAGUACCACCUAUUCUGAUUCGGAUGGUGCAAGAUGGCAAAACUGUAUCAAAAUACGACCUGUCACAUGUGAAGCGCUUCUCCUCUGGAGCUGCUCCGCUUCCUCGGGAGAUCUUGACACUGUUGGAAAAGAAGUUUCCGGGGACUGGCUUUAAACAAGGAUAUGGAAUGACAGAGUCUUGCUCAGCUAUAACAUCCCACCCGCCGACGAUGUAUGACUACAAGUAUGCCGACAGGGUUGGGACGAUUGUCGGGUCAACUGAGGUAAAGAUUGUUCACCCUGAGACGGGAGCAAGCUGCGGGAUUGAGGAGGAGGGUGAAAUUUGGGCGCGUGGGCCACAGGUCGCAAUGGGCUACCUGGAAAACCCAAAGGCAACCUCUGAGACUUUCGACAAGGAUGGAUUCUUGCAUACUGGGGACAUUGGGAAAUUCGACAAUGAGGGCAUGCUGUCUAUCACCGACAGAAUGAAGGAAAUGAUCAAGGUCAAGGGAAUAGGCGUUGCACCAGCCGAGCUGGAAAACCUCCUUCUCGGCCACCCAUCCGUCAGCGAUGCAGCCGUCUGCGGAAUUCCUGAUGAUCGCGCUGGUGAAAGACCAAAGGCGUACGUCGUUCUUAAACCCUCAAGCGUAUCUCCCGAGGAAGCAGGACUGGCUUUGAUCAAUUUCACCAAGUCUAAGAAGGCAAGACACAAGUGGAUCGUCGAAGUUGAAAUUGUCAAGGAGAUUCCCAAAAGUGCGUCUGGGAAGAUCCUUCGACGAAAGCUGCGAGUAUCAUCUUCCGAAGGGAAUGUCAUUGUACGGGGAACUUCGUUUAAGCCGAGGCUUUAG